Phaedon cochleariae (mustard beetle) is the source of this 524-nucleotide messenger RNA. Lineage: Eukaryota; Metazoa; Arthropoda; Insecta; Coleoptera; Chrysomelidae. The record is from the annotation of a GenBank genome assembly.
GAUUGUGAAUGUCAACAAAACAAAAUAUAAUUGGGUUGGACCAUUCUAAAGAUGCCAAUAUUUGGUUCAAUAUUUUCUCCAAAGAAACCACCAAACCGUAAAAGACAUGUUGGUGCUUCUAAAGAAUCUUUGAGUGAUUUAUUAACUGAAGAGAAAAACGUCGUCUUAACUUUAGGAGAUCAAGAAUUGACUUUCAGAAAAGGUGAUUGGAUACCAGAAUCUGGGCAAAAUAGUAAUAGUUUCAAGUCCAAACAAAAGCUGAAGAAGAGAGUACAAGAGUUGGAAGAAGAAAAUAAUUUAUUGAGGCUCAAGUAUGAGAUGAUGUUGAACAUGUUAACAGAAGCUACAGCUGAAAGACAUAUCCAACAAAAAGGUUUUGACAAGCUAACAACUUGAAAAUCAAAAUAGUGAAUGAAAAUUGCUGGAAUUUUGAAGAAUUGUAUAAAGACAAGAUCCUUGAUAUUAUUUAAUUUGUUGAUGAUCGAGAUGUUGAUGAAAGUGGAAUAAAGUUGAUACUGAAGUAA